Messenger RNA from Bolinopsis microptera, 327 nucleotides. RefSeq lists its product as uncharacterized. The transcript has a single exon. NCBI's taxonomy places the organism in Eukaryota, Metazoa, Ctenophora, Tentaculata, Lobata, Bolinopsidae. The record is from RefSeq and is a predicted model, not a curated record. Bases 1 to 327 code for a protein of 108 amino acids.
AUGAGAGAAGAAGUUGAGCCCUACUUAAAAGAACUUCAUUGGCUCAAGGUACAAGAACGUAUUGAAUUUAAAAUACUCCUGCUAACUUUCAAACUGCUCCAUGGGCUAGCACCUUCAUACCUGUCAAACCUUGUCAAGUACAAUUCCAGUGGUGGCAGAGAUGUGUCUCUUCAUUGCCCCAUAAACAGUCCACCCAGAGCCUUCUCUUCAUCUGCUCCAAGAUUAUGGAACAAUCUUCCUCAAGAAAUCAGGAAAUGUGUAAACAUCAAGGACUUUAAGGGAAAACUUAAAGCUCACCUGUUUAGAAAGUCCUUUGAUUUGUACUGA